Molecule: messenger RNA, 1130 nt
Organism: Ziziphus jujuba (common jujube)
Lineage: Eukaryota; Viridiplantae; Streptophyta; Magnoliopsida; Rosales; Rhamnaceae
Product: gluconokinase-like
Exons: 4
Coding region: 419-1027 (202 amino acids)
Cellular component (GO): cytoplasm
Molecular function (GO): gluconokinase activity
Source: RefSeq, a predicted model, not a curated record
AAAAAAUUGGCCUAAGAUCCUGAAUAAUGUUUGGUUGACUAAACGACACGCUGUGGACGAAAGAAUUGGAUAACGUGGGAAUCAGACGCCAUAUUCAGCAUGAAGAUUUUAUUCCCUUGGCUACCCCUGUUAUCAACUUUACCAUUAUCUUCGUCAAACUUCUACUUCAUGUCAUUUUGGCAGAGCCCAACAACCCCCGCCCACAAAAAAAGAAAAAAAAAAAAAAAAAAAAAGCAACCUUUAUGCGUGGGCAUCAUCUUUUGCAUGAUGAGGCUAUAUAAAAUUGUUCCUUUACCUUUUAUUUUUAGUUUUUGUCCUUUUUAUUUUCUCAGAAAAAAAGAAAAAAGGGGGGAAAAAAAAAAAAAAAAAGGGUAGGCUCUGUCUUCUGCUGGUUUGAUGAUCCCAGCAUUGGGUAUUUAUGUUGAAAAUUGGUAUGCUCAAUAGAUUUAUUUCAUGUGAUUGGUCCUUCACCAUGGCUUCCGCUUCCGAAGGGAUGGCUGUAGUGAUCAUGGGUGUCAGUGGUGCUGGAAAAACCACAAUAGGUGAGUUGCUAGCAAAAGAGACAAAUUGUAAGUUUAUUGACGCAGAUGAUUUCCAUCCCGUAUUAAACAAAGAAAAGAUGUGCAAUGGGAUCCCUCUUUCAGAUGAAGACCGGAUUCCUUGGCUUGAAAUGCUUCAGGAUGCCUUAAAAGAGAGCAUCGAAAACAAAAAAACUGUAAUUCUUGGAUGUUCAGCUCUGCAGAAACGGUACAGAGAAAUUCUAAGAUCUGGCGACCCUAAUUAUGAACUUGCAAGCUAUGCCAGUGUUGUGAAGUUUGUUCUCUUGGAUGCUUAUGCUGAGGUGCUUGCCGCUCGGCUAGAGAAGAGAGUUGCAGAAGGGAAACAUUUCAUGCCGGCCACACUUUUGCAAUCUCAGUUAGAUUUGCUUCAGAUCGAUGAUUGUGAAGGAAUACUGAAGGUUGAUGCUACUCUAAGUCCUCAGGUCAUAGUUAAGACUAUACAAGAUUUAAUUUUUAAAGUCAAAUAGAUAACCAUAUGUCUUUUACAAAGCUCUUAAAGAAUUUGUUUAGAACUGUGUUUGCUACCAUGAGAAUUGAAUACCAGUUGAUGCUUGAAACGACUGUUUAGAA